Linum tenue is the source of this 1287-nucleotide messenger RNA. NCBI's taxonomy places the organism in Eukaryota, Viridiplantae, Streptophyta, Magnoliopsida, Malpighiales, Linaceae. The record is from the annotation of a GenBank genome assembly.
AUGGAGUCCGAGAGGGAAGAUUUCAACCUCUCAGGACCCUUGCACUUGACUUUUGUUGAUUGGUCUAAUGCACAUCAUCGAAGAUCCGUCGCAGCCAGUUUAGUCCAAGCCGUCUACAUCCUAGAGCGAGACCGCCAGCUCAAACGCCAGCAUCCAAUCGCACUUGCACCGCCAUGGUGGGAGUUUUUCCACUUCAAGUUGCUUCGCAAGCUGGUAGACGAUGCUGAUCACUGCAUCUUUGGAGCCAUCUACGAGUACAGACCACCAACCCCUCAUGGUCACCAGUCCCUCGAUGCAAGCCCACGUUACGUGAUCGCCUUCCGUGGAACCUUAACCAAGCCCGAUUCUUUCGCACGAGACAUCGAGCUUGACCUCCACAUCAUCAGGAACGGGCUCCACGAGACCUCCCGCUUCGAGAUAGCAAUCCAGGCAGUACGCAACAUGGUGGCAGCAGUAGGCGACUCCAACGUCUGGCUGGCUGGACACUCUCUGGGAGCAGCCAUGGCAAUGCUGGCAGGGAAAACCAUGGCCAAGAAUGGAACUUUCAUACCGGCAUUUCUCUUUAACUCGCCAUUCUUCUCCGCCCCCAUCGAGAGGAUCAAAGACAAGCGAGUGAAGCAUGGGAUUCGGAUUGCUGGCAGCGUGAUCACAGCCGGGCUCGCAUUUGCUUCCAAGAGGAACUACAGCAGCCAGCAGGCGGGCAGUCGGUCUGUGGCUGAUCCUUUUGUAGCUCUCUCGUCGUGGGUGCCUUGCGUGUUCGUCAAUCCAGGGGACCCGAUAUGCUCGGAGUACGUGGGGUACUUUGAGCAUAGGAAGAAGAUGGAUGAGAUUGGGAUUGGAGCGAUCGAGAAGCUGGCGACUCAGAACACAUUGGGCGGGCUGCUGAUGAGUGCAAUGGGGAGGGAUUCGGAGCCGUUGCACCUCAUCCCUUCAGCAGUUCUGGCUGUGAAUUUGAGCCCUGCGCAGGAUUUCAAGGAAGCUCACGGGAUUCACCAGUGGUGGAGGCCCGAUUUACAGCUGCAAUCCAACAUUUACAAGUACAAAUAGACUUUGCUGGUUGUCACACAGGCCUGCCAGUAACCACCCCUGUAGAAGAACUUAUGUCACAUUCGAUUUUUUUUUUUGGUGCUGUUCUUGCCCAUAUUUAAUUUAAUGGAUCAUAUGUCAUGUGAUCGAUAACGGUUGAAUUCAUUUUGUGUCUAAUGGUUUUGAAUCAUACAAUAUGAGCAAUCCAAUGACAUAAGUAUACAUUUCGAAAUCCUGGUUUAAGAAUAUGUAAAUUUGAAU